GGAUCUUGGACCGAGUGCUCCGCCGAACGUAUGAGUAAUAUUUAAGGUGCAUCAGUCGCUGGGAAAACGCCUCCGAAUCGCUGGGAAGUCGCGCGGAAUUCGAGAGUCCUGGUCGGUGGUUGAAUGUGUUUAAUACCAUAGUUACCGCCUAAUACCAUAGUUGAUCCGCCGUUUUUAAACAGGCUUCUAAAUAAAUAAGUGAAUAAUCCAAAAGUGUGUUGUGUAACAAAUCGUUCAAAAUGUCGAUGGAUCCAACAGUUUCCCUAGAGGAUCUGGAGCGACGCCGACGUCGCGCCAGUUCCGCCCGCAAGCAGUCACACACUCCGCAACCGCCUUCCCUCCUGCCGGACUCGGAGGCCAUGGCCGUGAUCAACGAGAUCUUCAAUCCCACGCUGAAACUGCCGGAGUCCAGUGGCCACUACACGCUGCCCGAGGAGAUGAGUGCCGAUGACAAUGUGGCACCCCAUGAACUGGACAUUGCUAAGUUAGCGGAGCUGAAGGAAGUCUUCUCACUCUUCGACACGGACUGCGACGGGCUGAUCUCGAAGGAGGAUCUACGGUUCACCUACACGGCCCUGGGAAAUGAGCCCAACGAGCAGCUGCUGGAACAGAUGAUGCAGGAGGCCAAGGAACCACUGGACUACGAGGCCUUUGUCCGGCUAAUGAGUCGUCGCACCCAGGAGCUGGAUCCCGAGGAUGUGCUGUUGGAGGCCUGGAGCAAAUGGGAUGACCAUGGCACGGGCAAGAUCGACGAACGCAAAAUCUAUGAGGAGCUGACCAACUAUGGCGACAAAAUGACCCUCAACGAGGCCAAGGAGGCUCUUAGCCAUGCCCCGAUGGCCAAGCCGAAGUCCCUGGAGGAGCCGCCCAUGAUUGACUAUCCGGCCUUUUGUCGCAUGCUCAGUGGAAUGCGCAAGCGAAAAGGGGAAUAACUAAAGUGGAGAUUCACAUAUAAUAUUAAAGAAUUCAAACGUGUUUUUCUAAAACUUUCAAAAAAAUAAUUUUCAGAAAAGGAUGAAUAAAAAAUAAAAAAAUCAAGACAAAAAAGGAGCCUCAGCUAAAAACUUUAAAAAAAUUGACAAAUUGUAUCGAAACAAAGAUGCUAACAGAUACGCUAUAUAUUGCCAUAAACGAUUAAAAAAAAUACAGUCAGUUAGUCGAAACUUAAGCAAGAGUUUAUAAGGUCUUAGGGAUUCGAUUGGAUUAUUUUAUUAUUAAACUACGCACAUAUUGCUUAGAAUAUCAACAAUUACUAAAUUCCUUCCCAACACCUUUUAAAACAGUUUGUGAUUUCAUCGAUAUAUUGUUAUUAUAAUAAACAUUACAGAUAUCAGAUUAAUAACAUAAACAUAUAUAUUUUUUUUAAGAAAUUGCCCAGUUUUGCACAUUUUCUUUAUUUAUUAGUAUUUAUUUAUUUUAAAUUAGUGUUUUUCUUAGGUCCCUUUUUUAUUAACACACAAUUUAACUGGUUAAAAUCUUUAAUUUGUUUUGUUGAAAAUUACUUGAAGUCCUAGGGCAGGUGUGCCGAUGUAUCGUAUUGUAUUAGCCUUAACGCCAACUUUUGUUCGACUUUUUGUCAAAAUAAAUCGUGAAGAACCAGCA
Messenger RNA from Drosophila subpulchrella, 1602 nucleotides. RefSeq names its product calmodulin. Bases 240 to 932 code for a protein of 230 amino acids. Gene Ontology annotation, biological process: locomotion; post-embryonic development. The transcript has 5 exons. Gene Ontology annotation, molecular function: calcium ion binding; myosin heavy chain binding. Gene Ontology annotation, cellular component: myosin II complex; cytoplasm. NCBI's taxonomy places the organism in Eukaryota, Metazoa, Arthropoda, Insecta, Diptera, Drosophilidae. The record is from RefSeq and is a predicted model, not a curated record.